AUGAAAUUAUUACACUCGUUUCCAAGAGUAUUCCAAAGAUUGAUACAUAACAAAUAUGACCCAUUGAAUAUCGCCUUUUUUGGAAGUGGCAAUUUCAGCGUUGCUAGUCUAAAUAAAAUUCUUGAAUUGAAGGAUCGAUGUCCUGAGAAAGUAUCUAGUGUUAAAGUCAUAACGAGAAGUAUAAAACCUAGUGGAAGAUAUAUGAAGACACUUUCUGAACUUCCGGUUAGUGAAUUUGCAAUGAAUCAUGAUAUACCAAUCUUACGGGCUGAUUCAUCAAAUGAAAUUCUUGAAUUAAUAGGGGGUAACAAUUUCAACUUGACUAUAGCUGUUUCUUAUGGAAAGUUGAUCCCCGCUGCAUUUUUAAACAGUUGCACAUAUGGAGGACUAAACGUUCAUCCUUCGCUACUACCAAAGUAUUCAGGCUCAUCUCCUAUACAAUAUGCCUUGCUUAAUGAUGAUAAAACGACUGGAGUUACGGUACAAACUCUACACCCCACGAAAUUCGACCAUGGAAAGAUAAUAGCUCAAUCUUAUGAAAUGGAGAUAAAAGACGGUGACAACUUUGAUAGCCUAUCCGACAAACUAGCUCAAGAAGGAGGUGAUCUUUUACUGGAAGUCAUUAAUAAAGGACUCUUCCUAAACACAAGUUUACCAAAUAACAACGAAAGAUCCAUAGCCCCAAAAAUUGAUAAAUCUAGAAGCCAAGCACUAUGGCACGAUUACUCUGCUAGACAGGUUAAAAGACUAUAUGAUGCUUUAGGGCCAAUUUAUACAUUUCUUAACACACGGACAAAGAAAAAAGGUCGCUUUGUAGAGGAAAAGAAAAGGGUUAUAUUAAGUUCAGUGACUGAGUUAAGUGAUCAGCAAGAUAAAUUGCAAUUACUAUAUCCAGGAGAUUUCGCUGUAAUAAAAGAUGGUUUAUGCAUCAAGUGCAAAAAGGGGUUCGUUCUUGUGCAGAAGAUCAAAUUACAAACAAGAGGCGAUGAAUCUCCUGAAAAAUUCAUUGGUUCGUACCACAAGACAGUGGGUGACAUGCCACAGCAUUUUCUAGACUAA
Messenger RNA from Lodderomyces orthopsilosis Co 90-125, 1059 nucleotides. RefSeq names its product methionyl-tRNA formyltransferase (gene FMT1). The record is from RefSeq and is a predicted model, not a curated record. Lineage: Eukaryota; Fungi; Ascomycota; Pichiomycetes; Serinales; Debaryomycetaceae. Gene Ontology annotation, molecular function: methionyl-tRNA formyltransferase activity. Gene Ontology annotation, biological process: conversion of methionyl-tRNA to N-formyl-methionyl-tRNA; biosynthetic process. Bases 1 to 1059 code for a protein of 352 amino acids. The transcript has a single exon. Gene Ontology annotation, cellular component: mitochondrion.